CGCCGCCGAGGCCACCUCCAGCUCAGGGUAGCGGACCCACCGGCGCAGCUGGCAUUUGCGUGAGCAUCCCCUCCAGUAGUCAGAGCAGCCGCAGCAGAAGCAGAGGUCUGGGUGGCAUUAGCAUUGUUAGCAGCAGCGCUGAGGGAGCAGGAGAAAGCUCCAUGCAGUUCAGCACCAGACCGCCUAGUGCUGAGCAGCCGGGCUUCAUGGGGACAUGGCAGCAGAGCACUGACAGCAACCUCCUCUACAGAAUGUCCCAGCAGGGUGCUGUAACGCGGCUUCCUUUGAAGUGCGACAGGUCGACUAUGGGCCGAGACCUGGAAGAGGCCAUUCGCUGCACUCUGGUGAACUGCACAUGUGAGUGUUUCCAGCCUGGAAAGAUCCACCUGCGAACAUGUGACCAGUGCAAACAUGGCUGGGUAGCUCAUGCUCUGGACAAGCUCAGCACUCAGCACCUCUACCACCCGACCCAGGUGGAGAUCGUUCAGUCCAAUGUGGUGUUUGACAUCAGCAGCCUGAUGCUGUACGGCACCCAGGCCGUUCCCGUCAGGCUCAAGAUCCUCCUCGACCGCCUUUUCUCCGUGCUCAAGCAGGAAGAGGUGCUGCACAUCCUCCACGGUCUGGGCUGGACCCUCCGAGAUUAUGUCCGAGGCUACAUCCUGCAGGAUGCAGCAGGCAAGGUACUGGAUCGCUGGACUAUCAUGUCCAGAGAAGAGGAGAUUAUCACCCUGCAGCAGUUCCUGCGCUUUGGUGAGACCAAGUCCAUCGUAGAACUGAUGGCCAUCCAGGAGAAAGAAGGUCAGGCCGUUACAGUCCCCUCGUCCAAGACAGACUCUGGAAUCAGGACAUUCAUUGAAAGUAAUAACAGGACACGCAGCCCAGGGCUCUCCUCAAUACAUAUGGAAAAUAGUAGCCCUUCAAGCAUUCACCACUUUGAAAAUAUCCCUAACAGUUUAGCAUUCCUUCUGCCAUUCCAGUAUAUUAACCCAGUCUCUGCUCCAAUGCUUGGUUUGCCUCCAAACGGGCUCUCUCUGGAGCAGUCUUCCAUGCGGCUCCGGGAGCCCAGCCUUUCAAAUCAAGGAGAACAAGUGGAGACCAGUGAGUCAGAGGUGUCUCUAUCACCGUUCCGCACUGGUCAGAGCCCUAGUCGAGGGGUUUUAGGAGCCAUGAACAAUAACACAGAACCCAAGAAAGAACCCAGCAACUGUGGAUCACCAAUUUCUCCUUCCCCUUCCCUUCAGCAAGCUCAGCAACAACAGCAAACACAGCUUCAGCAACAACAGCAGGGUCAACAGCAAUCCCAAAGUCAACCUCAACAACUCAACAACCUGAGUGACCACCAGGUUCAUCACCAAUUUGUAAAAGACGAACCCUCCAAAUCUAUCUCGCACUCGACGUUUUCCUCCAAGAUGCACCACCGUAUGCGCCGCAUGGGAACCACCUCACGAAAGGGUCGCGUGUGCUGCAACUCCUGUGGAAAAACCUUUUAUGACAAAGGCACAUUGAAGAUACACUAUAAUGCCGUACACUUGAAAAUUAAACACCGUUGCACCAUUGAAGGAUGCAAUAUGGUCUUCAGUUCUUUGCGCAGCCGCAACCGACACAGUGCCAAUCCUAAUCCACGGUUGCACAUGCCCAUGUUGCGCAAUAACCGGGACAAAGACCUUAUCCGUGCCAACUCGACCACUGGUACAUCUGUCAUCUCAAGCAGCAAGAAUGGUGGCUUUACACUUACCAGCCCCGGGAGGCCACCACUGGGUUUCACUACUCCACCAGUAGACCCUUUGCUUCAGUCCCCUCUUCCAAGUCAACUGGUAUUCCCUUCCCUUAAGUCGGUUCAGCCAGUUCAACCGGUGCCCCCAUUUUAUCGAACUCUAGUGUCCCCAGCAGACCUCGUCAGUUCCCCAGUGUCACUGCCAACCAGUCCCAUCAUGCCCACCACUACCAAUAGCACCGCCUUGAUGGACCAGCAACAGCAGUUACUUGCUGCAGCAUCGGUUGCAUCCCACAAUAACGUACACAUGUCCGAAUCGGGUCCUGUGUCACACCGUCUAGCCACCUCCAAUGCCAGUCAAGACCUCAGUAUAAACAGUGACCCCACACCCAAAAAGAAACCUCGUAAAUCCAGCAUGCCAGUUAAGAUUGAAAAAGAAGUGAUUGAUGUUGCGGAUGAAUAUGAGGACAAAGAUGAAGAUGACGAUAAUAGUAUACAUCAUAACCUCAAUCAUCAACACACAUCUCUUCUGCACAACAACAUCAAAAUCAAUGGAAACUGCAAUAACAAAAACAACAACGGAAGUGGCACAGGACACCAAAGUGGGGGCAGUGGGCAGCAUUCUCCCUCCCAGGAUGAGAUGAGCCCAGGCCUAGCUCUCAGAGGAAUCAUGAGGCAGAGUGAAGAGGAAUGCAGAGAAGGGACUGGCAGUGACAGCAGGGGCGGUGCUUCUGAGCUACGGUGUAUGGACAGCUUCACAUCAGAGGAUCAAGACAAUGAGAGAGACUUUGAAAACGAGUCAGAAACCUCUGAUUCAAAGAUGUUCUACAGGGAUGAGCUCAUGGAUGCAGAUGAAGAGCAAAAGCACAACAGGGGUGGAAGGGGCCAGGACAAGGAGCAGGACAAUGAAAGUGGCCAUGAAACCCACAUGAGAAAAGAAGUCGAAGGAAAUGGCCAUUCCUCGCCCUCCCCUCUCCAUCCCCCCAUCAAAAUUAAAGAAGAACUCAACGAUCCAUCGUACGACAUGUUCUGCAUGAGCCAAUACGGCCUCUACAAUGGAGGCAUGGCAGCAGCAGCGGCUGCCGCAGCGAGCAUGGCUGCCCUGCAUGAGAGCUGGCACCAUAUCUCCUCGAUAGGAUACGGUGCCAGUCCCCCCAAGUUCCCUUCUUCCCAAUCACCGGAAGGGGAUCCGUGUUCAAGUCCUGAUCCCAAGAUCUGCUAUGUGUGCAAGAAGAGCUUCAAGAGCUCCUACAGUAUGAAACUGCACUACAAGAAUGUGCACCUCAAAGAGAUGCACGUGUGCACUGUGGCUGGCUGCAACGCUGCUUUUCCCUCCCGACGGAGCCGUGACAGGCACAGCUCCAACAUCAACCUGCACCGAAAACUGCUGACCAAAGAACUGGAUGACAUUGUCUUGGACCCCCGACUCACGCCACUGCCCAAGGACCUGCAAGCUGAGCUGCUGGCCAAGAUCUACGCUGGGCAUCAUACAGGCUUGGACCCCUUGACCAGACUUGGCAUCGGAGCCGCCGGCCUUCGGUUCCCCGGUCUGCCCCACAAUGGCCAUUCCCUUAUGAGCAACGAAUACCCUCACCAUUCUCUACACCAAGAACUGAAAAGCCACCACGCCAAUGGCUUCUUGCAGGUCCAGCCAGAUGAUUACAUGGUGUUGGACCUGAGCACCACAUCCAGUGUUCAAUCUAGCAGCAGCGUCCACUCCUCACACGAGUCAGAAGAGGGCAGCGAUGAGGGCAUCCUGUUAGAUGACCUUGAGGAAGAAAUAGAAGAAGAGGAAGAGGAGGGCAACAGCGAUGGCGAGGACUACUCCCAGCGGGCCGAGGAGCGGGGCGAAGGGGGACAUCAGGAUGAAACCGGAGAAGUAAGAGAAGGACGAGGUGAGGGUUUGGAUCCUUCCUCGCCAUUCCUCCUUUCAUCCACGGGGGCAAGUAAUGGCAGCAGUGGUGGGAUCCUCUGUAACAUCUGCCACAAAAUGUACAGCAACAAAGGGACCCUGCGAGUGCACUACAAGACUGUGCACCUGCGCGAGAUGCACAAGUGCAAAAUCCCAGGUUGCAACAUGGUGUUCAGCUCUGUGCGCAGCCGGAACAGACAUUCUCAAAACCCCAACCUCCAUAAAAACAUGCCCUUCUCUACAAUAGUAGACUGAAAAACGACUUGCAACUCAACCCUCCUGUCAGUCUGCCCACUCAUCCCCUCAUCCUUCAUCUUUAUUUCUCCUUUAAUUAGCUAUUAGUUUCGGCACAGGACCAUCAAAUCCAAGCAACAUGCCUGUAUUCUUCCUUGCUCUACUUUGUAAGUCAAGACAUUUCUAUCUCCAUUUAUAAAGUUAUUUAACUCUAAAUGCAGUUUAUCAUUGCGUGCGUUGACUUUUCCUUAUCUGGAAGAAAAGGAUGACAUUCAUAGGCAUGGAGUAUGCUUUGUAUUAAAAAAUGUUUUACAUCAUAGGCCCCCUUUACCUGUUCUUUUCUACCUUUCUGUGUACGUCCAUCUCCAAAGAACCCACUCAAACUCUCAUUUGUGAGUUUGCCUGCAGAAACUAUAGUAUUGAAAAAAAAAGAAAACUUUCUUGUUGUAUUUGUGUAAUUAUACCUUUUAAACGAACCCCUUACAAAAGCAUGACAGCUCCAUAUGUAAAUAUUGUCCCAAGAGGCUUUCGUUGUGAGAGUUGUGUUGAUGGUUGUUGGCUUCUUUUUUCUCUCCUUAUGGUUUUUAUGUUACAGCCAAGUACAAUACUUCAGCUGUAGGCAAGAAAGAGGUAGCAUCUUAAAAAGCUUGACUCAUUUAUGUUCGCUUCAACAAAGAGUUUAAAACUGAGUCCUAUGGGGAAAAAAAGAAUAUCAUGUGACUUGUUUUAAGUGCUUGUUAAAUAUUCAGAGUUUGCCGGCAUGCUUUUUUAGGCUCCAACACUGAUAUCAUUCUCUGUAUUUCUAUAGAAUUUUUUUUUGUGUCUGUUAUGUUUAUGAGCUUAAGUAUACCAAUUCAGUUUUUUGCACUUUGCAUCUAUAAAAGGGGAUGUGUAAUAUUAUUAUAAAGAGGACUUUUGCGAUGGUAAAUUUGGGUGUUUCUCAAGGUCAUUGGUGGCUACAGUGCCAAGGGAGGUGACACUGCCUUUAAGAUAUUUGUGCCAGUUUUUCUUUUUUUUUUUUUUUUCUUUUUGCACGUGCAUAAUUUUAAACACAGCAUCAAGACAUAAAGUACUUAAGUGAUUAAAUCUUCCCCAUGACUCUUAAGCUACGUUUACACCAGGUUCGGAAAUGUGCGUUUUGGCUUCCGCUUUCAAUGAUAAGACUCAAAUUUGGACGUCACUCCCACUCGAUGAUGUCAUCAAAAGUCACUGGUUAGCUACGUAAGCGCAGAGAUGCCAACUUUUGGGAAAAUACAUAAAAUCGGUUUUCUAACAUUAAAAGUCAUUACUUACAUUUAUAUGUAAACUUCUGUGCUUUCGAGUACACCCACGUGAAGAAAUGGGGUUCAUCCACGUGGCGGAGGGCUCUGCAUCUCUCCACAGUGAGGGUUAGCCCUGACAAGAACUAUUUCGGACAACUCUACCACGUCAAAUGCUCCUCCAAUUGGAGGGGUAGGGAGAAGUUGUAGGGGUAGGAGGAGAAUGUAUGCAAACGCGAGCAUAUAUGCGUUUUGGGAUUCAAAUUUCUUGCAUUCAAGCAUUGACUGUUAUUAAGUCUGUUUCCGGGCUCUAUGUAAAAAAAUGGGCUGCAAUUGAAUGUGUGGUAAAAGUUAAACCAGUUGAACUUUGGCCAAUCAGGAAUUCGAAUUUGGUAGUGACGUAUAUCUGGCGUCAUUUUCAACACACAGACAUAACGACCAUUUGAUAUUUGAUCAUGAAGGAGAAAUUAACAGCAGUUUACCCCAGUUGGAAUUAUAUGACACCAAGUCUUUCAUAUAUCAGAAUAGAGCUAUGAAAGAAAAAGCCCGGAGCGAGAUUUGCAUCGCUUCAAAAUGUUACUCUAAGCCUUUUCCAGCUUUGAGUAGAUGCGCUAGUUUGGGGUAGUCAGUUCAGUGUAAACACCGUCCAGUGCAUUCUUGAACUGCCACACAUGCCCGGUGUGUACGUAGCUUUAAAAAUCUUUGAAAAUUUGGUGUGAAUAAUUUUGAUCCCAGACAGGUCAGUCUAACUGCUGUUUCACAAACAGGGAAUUUAACAAAAUAAAGUCACCAUUGCUGAAAAUUGUGCUUCAACUUACGUAUGUGACUAUAAAGAGAAAGGAACAAAAAAAAAAAAUCCUUCAACUGUGACCAAAACAUGAGUGUUUAAAAUAAAGCUCUUUCAGUGGGACGUAGCGAUAGGGUCAUCACGCCCAUUUCGGUCAAUCUCACUCACUUGAGUCUUAAAACUUUUGCUGUGAAAAGUUGCUGGAAGUUAGCAUUGCUGAGUGCCGCCGUUGAGACACGCUCUAUUAAAGGUUUGCCAUUUUUCAUCUCUCUUUUUUUUAACGUGCCAAUUGCUGACUCAUGGUACAAAUAUUUCAAAUUAUUGGACAAACUAGCCAAGGGAAAGGGUAUUUAUUAGAGGGGGAUUAUAUCUUCAUUGAGAUGUUUUGUCCAGUGAACAAUAAUAUUGUAAAAAGACAAUUGUUAAUCAGUUGGACUUGUUUAUCAGUGUAUUCGCCAUGUGCUACUUCAAAAGGAGAUAUCUUCCUCAACUGGUGCUACCCGCAGCGGGAACAUAUGCAGUGUUAUGCGGUGUGCUGUAUAGUAUUCACCUUCCAUUUAUGUUUCAUUUUUCCCAGUUCAAACUUUAGUCAUAAUGCUGUAAAGACAUGACCUAUUUUAUUAAAUGUUUUUUAAAUACACAAACUCGAAACACAUGCGGUUUCUUAGUUGUCUUUUUAGAGAUGAGAGGGCAGGACAGCGAGGGCUGAAGCUGAUGGAAAGGUUGCGGAGGCGGAGGGCUGACUAGGGAGGAAAGGAUGACAGGAACAAUCAUUAAAAAUGUGCUGCUUCUCUGUUACCUGGAGGCGUCCCGCCAUCCCAGCUUCUUCUGUCUAAUAACUCACAUGUCACAUCGUUACACUGCCAGGCGUCAAGGGUGCUGACAGGACUGUGACACUGACAGUAGAAGAAAAGAAAGAAAGGAAAGCCGCGGCGCGCUGUGAACAAUUUAAUUUCACUCAGUCAAUUAGGUUGGAAUCAAUUCAUUUUCUAUGUGUGCUUAUUCUCCUGCAGGGAAGAUUGUAAUUUAAUUCGCAUCCUUCCUUUUGCCUGUGUUUUCCUUUUUGUCUGUCAGAGCUCAGUCAUUUAACAGCUGCCUCAUUCGUUUCUUCCACCCGCUACUCCCUUGCCGAGUCCACGCGCCACAGCGCGGAUCCUACGGGGACACACACUAAUACUGUAUGCUUAAGUUCAGCAGACGGCCAUGGCAUUGAAAAAAAAAAAAGGAUGGGUAAUUGCCUGUUUAUCCCAAGUGAAGGGAAAAUUGAGUACAGGAACCCCAGCCUUCUCCCUGGAGUGGGUUUCACAGAGCCGCUCGCCGCCUCAUUCACUCAUUCGCUCCCUCAGGUCCCUAUUCUGGCGCAGGAAAAAAAAAGUGGUACUGCGGAAACCCUGCUGACAGCUGCCUCUCUAGCAGACAACAGAGGAGCAAGCUCAGGACAACAAACCCGAGAUCACUCAUUUCUGCUCAUUUAGUUUACUGAAACAAAACAUUUGCACACAAAAUAAGGCCUUUUGCUCAAUGAGAAGAUACAAAAAAUCUUCAUUUACAGCAGAAAACCCAUUUGUGUUACAAAAAGAUGACACAAUUAUAUAUAUAUAUAUAUAUAUUAUAUAUAUAUAUAUAUAAUUUUGAGAAGUACUUAAUUCUGUAAAUUAGGUCAUUUUAGACACCAAGUUUCCCAAACUUGUGGGCAAAAGGGUGUCUGCAUGAAAGCAGCAGUGAGGCACACGAACCAGGAAUAUACUGAUUUGGCCACAGAUAAUUUGAUAAUUUUGGAAAAACCAAAUAAACCAUUUUCUCUCAUAUUUUAUCUGUUAACUGUCCAUGUGAUUACAUGCACCAAACUCUGCAUAUUUGAUCUUAAUGCAAAAAAUGCAUGCAAGUUUAAUAUAGUUAAAAGUAUGUAAUGUGAUUACUUUUCAGUUGCCCUUUGCUGUCAAGUUACAAUUUUAAGGAAAAGAUGUCAGUUAAUUAAAAAAAUCUGCUGUUUAGAAAGUAAAAUAAUAGCAAUUUAUUGUGUCUGUUCUCAGUAAUUGUUAUAGUACACACAAUUGUUAUGUCCUUUUACAUAAUUAUAAUGAUAAGAAGACAAAGCAAACAAAAAAUAACUGAUGUCAGAAUUAAUAAAGAUAAGUUUUGAAUACGUUUUUCAAAAAGAGCGGGUAAAAGAACAGAAAUUUGAAUAUAAAUCUAUCAACAAUCUUCCAGAAAUACAUUUUACUUUAGAACAGAAAUAUGUUUUUUUUUCAAUUGAAGGCGUAUUCAAUUUAAACUAAUUCCACCAACUAAAGUUAAUCUUUAUAUGAGCAGAAAUUAAAGCUUUAAAAGGAAACAAGUAUUACUUAAAAAACAAAAAAAAGUGUUUCGCUGGUUUGUGAGGGGGGAAGGUGACCAGAAUCCUUGCAACUGUCUUAUGCAGAACGAUGAGGCCACAUGCAGACAUUUGCACUCCUGACACCCUCCAAGAAAUGACGACAGACAUCCCUAAUCCUUAUAAGGAGCCUUUACUGGGUUUAAUGUUUUUAAAUUCUCCAGGUUAAAAUUCAUUCUGCUGCAUAUGAAAUGCGCUUUUGGACAACAUAGAUCUUAAAUAUUUGAUCCAAGCAGCAUUUAACAUCAGUUUGGUUUUGUUUAAACCACUGAGAGGGAGAGGGGGUGGAAGAAUGUCUCACUGGUUAAUUGCUGUCCAUUUCCGUCUUGUCACAUUGUCACAGAAUGAGUGAAGUGUACCAUGAGGAUGAGAGGCGACACUGCAUGCAGUCAAUGUAGCUUAUAGUUCAAACUGAGGUACUUUUCUUCCAUUUAAAAUAUGCAGACAGAAGCCGGUUUGUGUCUAAAGAAAGUUCCCUCAUAAAUUUCAACUGGAAUAUGUAAAAUUUGUGUUUAAAAAAAUGACAAUUCUCAAAAUGUUUUCCAUUCUUUUUUCAAAUAUGUUUUGCAGUCUUAAAGCAUUUAGUUGUGAGACAUAGUAAAUUUACAUUUCUGCCAUCUCUUGUGUUUUUGUGUGUCCCAAUGCAUUCGUUUUUGUCUUUAAAAAGCCUAUCCUAUAGCGCUGGCACUCAACAACGUUGCAUGGCUACAAAAUCGCACUGCAAAGAACCAAAAGAGCAAAGGAGCUUGUGUCACUUUGUUGUCAAAAGGGUAAUUUGGAAGCCUCAUCGAUACUGUAUGUUACUUAAGGAGGUGUUCCCCAUAUGUGGACAGUAAAAAAAAAAAAAAGAAAAAAAAAACUUUUUAAAAGACUGUUUUGUUUUUUUUUUUCUUUUUAGCUUUUCUUGUAUUUGUCUCUGUAUCAUAACUGUCUUUGGUUUUUGCAUAAAAUGCAUAAGGGUUUUGGGAUGUAAAUGGAAUUUUAUUCAUAUUUUGUCCAAAUACCUCUUGUAAUUUGUAUCAAAAUUCUUGUACAAUUUUUAUAUUAAAGAUUUAUCAGUGACUGGCA
Molecule: messenger RNA, 9348 nt
Organism: Oryzias melastigma (Indian medaka)
Lineage: Eukaryota; Metazoa; Chordata; Actinopteri; Beloniformes; Adrianichthyidae
Gene: bnc2
Product: basonuclin 2
Biological process (GO): regulation of DNA-templated transcription
Cellular component (GO): nucleus
Source: RefSeq, a predicted model, not a curated record